CCCGGCAGCCCUCGCGCGGGGCAGGAAGCGGAAGCGGGGCGGCCAAGGCGACGUGUGAGCCAUGGCGGGGACGCUGGAGCCGCAUCUGGAGGCGCUGCGGCGGGAGCUGCUGGCGCCCGACCCCACCGUGCUCUCCGUCCUCCUGGCGCUGAUCGCCGUUAUCGUCACACUCCUGAUCUGGAGGCUGGUGCAGGGCAGGAGGAGCAGCCGGAAGGCGGUGCUGCUGCUGGGCCUUUGCGACGCCGGGAAGACGCUGCUUUUCGCGAGGCUGUUGACAGGCAGAUACCGGGAUACCCAGACUUCGAUAACCGACAGCUCUGCAGUUUACAGAGUCAGCAACGACAAGAGUGCUAACGUCACCUUAAUAGACCUUCCAGGCCAUGAGAGUUUGCGGCUUCAGUUCUUGGAGAGAUUCAAGGCUGCAGCCAGAGCCAUCGUGUUUGUGGUGGAUAGUGUGGCCUUUCAGCGGGAGGUGAAGGAUGUGGCAGAGUUCCUGUACCAGGUCCUAGUUGAUAGCACUGUGCUCAAAAAUGCACCCGCGCUCCUGAUCGCUUGCAAUAAGCAAGAUGUCACAAUGGCAAAAUCAGCAAAACUUAUUCAGCAGCAGCUGGAAAAAGAGCUCAACACUUUACGAGUGACCCGCUCUGCAGCUCCCACAAGUCUGGAUGGUUCAGCCACUGGGGGCCCUUCCCAGCUGGGGAAGAAGGGCAAGGACUUCGACUUCUCGCAGCUACCCAUGAAGGUGGAAUUCGUGGAGUGCAGUGCUCGGGGCAGCAAGGGAGAGGAGGGAGAUGCUGACUUUGAGGGUCUGGAGAAAUGGCUGGCCAAGAUCGCCUAAACGGAGAAGAGCAAGGCUGGAAGGGAGAGUCUUGGAGAGGCAAGACACUUGACCACUGAAAGGAAAAAGGGGUCCUGAAGGACUCAAAUCUGGUCUUGCUUUAGAAAGAGGAAACUUAACUUGGAAAUCAGCAUUGUGGUAACUUCCUCUGCUGCUCAAGGGCUUGUGAGCAACAUGACACAAUUGCUGGUGUGAUUUCCUCUGUCUCCAUACCGCACCAUUGUUUUUUUCUCCCCUCUUCCUUUGUCUUGUUCUGGGAUGCUGACUGUCUGGGCUUCUGUGUUUCUUUAAUCUUUCAUUUGGUAGUUGCCAAGCAAAUUAGGAAGGAGUGCAUUGCCAAAUGAGUUUUACAGAUUGGAGUCUGCUUAUUUUCUUCUUACUUGGUUUAGCAUUGCGACCCUGCUGCCUCUUGGAACUGCCAAUCACCUCCUGAUUCGGAAUUCCUUCCCCAGCCUCUCACUCCUUAGAAGCACUGUUCACAUUGCCUGUGCUGUCCUGGCAAAGGCACAGACUCUCAGUUAGGCAAUCAUUGAGUAUAAAAUGGUGUUUUCCUCUGUGUCUCCUACCUUGCUGUUCUUCCAAAAUGGUGCAGUUUCAUUUCUGUGGGACUGGAGUGGCCUAUCAGAUACCCCAGUGAGGCUGGCAGCUCUGCCUUUGUCACUGUGCUCUGCCUGUGUCCAGCUGCGGUGUCAUAUCUUCAGGUGAUUUCCACUGUUGGACAGUUCUUGGGAGUUUUUAUUUAAUGAGGGCUAUGUCCUAAAAGCUUGUUUCACUCUGCUUCUCCUCCUAUUACUUCAGACAUGUAUGCACACCCUCCAAGUGGCAGAGUUUAUAAUAAGGUCUUAGCUUGUAAUCAUGAGAUGGGCAAGUUUUCACAUUCAUACCUACAGUAUGUGUGAGAUGUGGCAUGACAGGCAUUUGCUGUGCAGUCCCCUGCCUGUCUGCUGCUCCAGUGACUGUAGCAAGAUCUUUUCUUGUGUGUAAUUAGUCAGUAGUCACGGCAAAGAGAGGGAAAGUCAAGGAGCUGCUAGGGAGGUAGUGUGAUUCUUUCUCCUGAGGAAGAUGCUCAAUAAAGAGGAGAAAGAAAUGUUUUUCCCAGUUAAUUUUCAUUUGUCUCUGGUGUUUAAAACCAAAGUGGCUGCUGAGUGUGUGUGAUCUCAAUCUUGCAGGGAAGAUUCAUGGAAUGCCUGUAGCUGUCUUGAUGGCUCUGGAGGCUGCUUGGAGCAUUGGAGGGCUCUCAUUGAGCAUGCUUCUGAACUGUCCAAGAGACAUUUGCACUCCUACUUCCUAUGUUUCCGUGAGGAACAUUGACUAUCCAAAGGGAGAUCUUCCCACAGCAGUGGUGGUAGUCAGAUGUGAGACAAGAGCCUGGUGCUGUUCAUUCAAUUUCCCCUUCUUGAUCAGCCUUAAAACACAGUUGCCUUGCUCAGCAGCUUCACAGAGCUUUCUGCUCUGAUGGGGUAUCAUUUCUGUGCUGCACCUAUGUGAGGAUGAUUGCUCUCCACACUGUGAGGUCCUAUGGCAUUGACACAUCCCCUUUGUUCUUGAUGCAUCCCCUUUUGUUUUAGGGUAGGAAAGAGUGGCUGGCUCCUGGUAGAUUCUUUUUGUCCUUUGCAGGUUCCUCUGCUCUGUUUUGGUGGUCCCUUCAUCACUCAACUGAUCUAUUGUGUUCAUUUGCUUUCCGGGGAAUUCUCUGCCUCACUGUAGCAUUGCCAAGUGUUAGGAGUGUUUGGAAGAGCAAAGACAGUCUUCAGCAAAGACUUGUGCUUGUAACAAAGCAUUUCUAGUCUUUUGAACCCAGUGACUCUUCUACUAUCCUUGCAGGAGGUGGGGAGGGUUAUAUUUACAAACGGGUUAUAUUUACAAACUGUUGUAUUUCCUGCAGCCAGAAUAUUGUUGGAACAUGUCAUGCUUUGAAUUCCUUUAGCUGGAGAUCCUUUUUAGACUGCCUGCUUUGAAUUCAUGAUGCUGAAGUGACAGUAUUGCUGUUUCUUUGAGUAGUUACUUUGCUUGCAAAGAAAGACCUUCAUCCUUGAAAAGCAGAGGCCAAGCACCAGCCUCUGCUUGAGUGAAGUGGGAAGGUAGCAUGAGGCUGUGGUUGCUUUUAAGUUAUUAAAAAUAUUCCUUAAACUUUUUUGUUCUUAA
Messenger RNA from Pezoporus occidentalis (night parrot), 2983 nucleotides. RefSeq names its product SRP receptor subunit beta (gene SRPRB). Bases 62 to 838 code for a protein of 258 amino acids. Gene Ontology annotation, biological process: vesicle-mediated transport; intracellular protein transport. NCBI's taxonomy places the organism in Eukaryota, Metazoa, Chordata, Aves, Psittaciformes, Psittacidae. Gene Ontology annotation, cellular component: Golgi apparatus; cytoplasm. The transcript has 7 exons. Gene Ontology annotation, molecular function: GTP binding. The record is from RefSeq and is a predicted model, not a curated record.